GCUCUCAAUGAGAUGGCUUUGUGCAACCCCGGCGUCGUGAUCCUGCCUCUAGAUACGACAGACCCCAGCAGCAUCCAGGCUGCGGUGGGCAGGGUGCAGGAGGAGCUGCGCGGUUCUGGCCUCAACCUCCUGAUCAACAGCGCCGGGGCCAGGCGUCGCAGCACUCUGGCCACUGAGACAGCUGAAAACAUGGCCCUCAUCUACGCCACCAACACCAUCGGGCCCCUGCAGAUCAGCCAGGCGUUCAUGCCUCUGCUGAAGGAAGCUGCAGAGGCACACGGUGGGCAGGGGUUGAGCUGUGGCAGAGCAGCCAUCAUCAACAUCUCCAGCGUCCUGGGCUCCAUCGAGGUGGUGGAGGCGUGGGCUGAGAGGCAGGAUGUGUCCUACCGCUGCAGCAAGGCUGCUCUCAACAUGCUCACCAAGUGCCUGGCUCUGGAGUAUGGUGACAGCGGGAUCCUCUGCGUGUCCGUGGAUCCUGGCUGUGUGGUACCGCCACCAGGAGAUGGGAUGGGACCAGUGACGUUGGAAGAGAGCACCCAAGGCAUCCUGCAAGUCCUCGCCAACCUCUCCACCAACAGCAAUGGCACCUUCUGGGACUGGAAGGGACAGAGGCUGCCAUGGUGACCACAGCAUCCAUGUCCCCAGCU
Messenger RNA from Lagopus leucura (white-tailed ptarmigan), 647 nucleotides. RefSeq names its product C-factor-like. Lineage: Eukaryota; Metazoa; Chordata; Aves; Galliformes; Phasianidae. The annotation marks the transcript as partial. The record is from RefSeq and is a predicted model, not a curated record. The transcript has 5 exons.